UCCCGAUGACAUCAGCCAGCAGUCGGUUCCUCCAGCACACAGCUUCAUUUUCUGCUCAGAUUUUGUGUUCAAAUGGAGGCUGCUCUGGUGCUGUAGGUGCCUCUGUGUUCUAGCUGCGCCGUGUGCUGACAUGCAGCUCGUCUGAGGCAGGAUGGUGCUAGACGCUUCUAAUCCCAACGGGCCGUUCCCGCCUGUGGCUCUAAUGCACUUCAGAGAUGUGGCUCCGGCCGAGCAGGAGAAGCUCUUCGUCCAGAAGCUGCGUCAGUGCUGCGUUCUGUUCGACUUCCUGUGCGAUCCGCUCAGCGACCUGAAAUGGAAGGAGGUGAAGCGGGCGGCGCUGAGCGAGAUGGUGGAGUACAUCAACCACAAUCGCAGUGUCAUCACGGAGCCCAUUUACCCGGAGGUGGUGCACAUGUUUGCGGUGAACAUGUUCAGGGCUCUGCCGCCUUCAUCGAACCCGACGGGAGCAGAGUUCGACCCGGAGGAGGAUGAACCCACUCUGGAAGCAGCUUGGCCUCAUCUGCAGCUGGUGUACGAGUUUUUCCUGCGGUUUCUAGAGUCGCCCGACUUUCAGCCGAAUAUCGCAAAGAAAUACAUUGACCAGAAAUUUGUGAUGCAGCUUCUGGAGUUGUUUGACAGUGAAGAUCCACGAGAGAGAGAUUUCCUGAAAACCACCCUGCACCGAAUAUAUGGGAAGUUUCUCGGGCUGCGCGCUUACAUUAGAAAGCAAAUUAAUAACAUAUUUUACAGGUUUAUUUACGAGACGGAGCAUCACAACGGAAUCGCUGAGUUACUGGAGAUCCUGGGCAGCAUCAUCAACGGCUUUGCUUUACCAUUAAAAGAGGAGCACAAGAUCUUCCUGCUGAAGGUUUUACUGCCGCUGCAUAAAGUGAAGUCUCUGAGCGUCUAUCACCCGCAGCUGGCGUAUUGUGUGGUUCAGUUCCUGGAGAAGGACAGCACGCUCACUGAACCGGUGGUCAUGGCUCUUCUCAAGUACUGGCCCAAGACUCACAGUCCAAAGGAGGUGAUGUUCCUCAACGAGCUGGAGGAGAUCCUGGACGUGAUCGAGCCGUCCGAGUUCGUGAAGGUCAUGGAGCCGCUCUUCCGUCAGCUGGCCAAGUGUGUGUCCAGUCCUCACUUCCAGGUGGCGGAGAGAGCGCUUUAUUACUGGAAUAACGAGUACAUCAUGAGUCUCAUCAGCGACAACGCAGCCAGGAUCUUACCCAUCAUGUUCCCCGCGCUUUACCGCAACUCCAAGAGCCACUGGAACAAGACCAUUCACGGCUUGAUCUAUAACGCACUGAAGCUCUUCAUGGAGAUGAACCAGAAGCUGUUUGACGACUGCACACAACAGUUCAGAGCCGAGAAGAACAAAGAGAAGGCCAAGCUGAAGGAGAGAGAGGAGGCCUGGAUGAAGAUCGAGAGUCUGGCCAGAUCAAACCCGCAGUACGUUAUGUGUGUUGAUCCGUCUGGACUAAACAGUCCUGUAGAAAUGGAGACCGAUGGUCCCUUUAUAGAAGAUGUUCAGAUGUUAAAAAAGACAGUGCAGGCCAGAGCCAUUCAGAUGUCGAGGGAGCAGAGGAAGGAGCGGCCGCUCGUCAGGCGUAAAUCGGAUCUUCCUCAGGACUCCUUCACCAACAAAGCCUUGGAGACACACCGGCGCGCCGAAGACAUGCUGACCAACCACGACUAGCUCAGGUGUUCGUUUGGAGGCUCCACAUCUUCGGGGUUUUCUUGACUCUCUUCGUCUGGUCCGGAUGCUCGCCGCUGUGUGAUUGAGAACGCGGAGCGGAAAGCUUUCUUUGUGUUUCAGAUUUGUGUUUAUUUUCAGGGACGGUUGCCAGUGCCAAUACUGUCAUGCUGAUUAGCUUCCAUAGUUUUAUUUCUCUGUUUAUUGCUUCAGCUAUUGUGAUGUUUCAGACUAAAGCACGUCUGUCACGUGUUCUCUCUGUGUGUCGCUCAGAUCGGAUGACUUUGUUUGUUCACUUCUGUGCCACAGACAGUUUGGUUGAACGUGGUGUCUCCGCUCGUUGUGCUGUUUCACUGGUUCAAACAAUGGUUCAGUUUCUCCAUCGGAUCGACAGCUGAAUGUCACCAACAUUCCUGGAUCAGUUCAUCCGACACAAAGCUCUGGGAUCCGAUAGGAAUCUCUUAUGAUCUCAGACUCGACUCUCCAGAAGGACCUCAGUGCCUUCCAGCGGCAGAGACGAGGGCCUUCGGUCCGUUCGGAUGAAUCCAGAUCCAAACGCAGCAGUGUGACACCGACACUUCGAUUGUUCAUUUCCAUACGGAUGUUUUCCUGUUAUUUUACUGAACUACCUAGAAGCACUUCCUGAAAACUUGAAAACUCUACUGUGUGUAUGCGUGUGUGUGUGUGUGAGAAUCAGUCGCAUGCUUACAGUCAUUUCUGUACCGUUGUUUGAACUCCUGUAUGUUUAAUCACCGCUUUUUAUUAAUUUCUUUUCACCUAUAAUAAUUCAUUCAGUAUGCGAGUAUAUAAAUGUUGAUGUAUAAAACACAUUUUUGUCUCAGCUUCUUUUCCAAACACACUCACACACUCCACUGAAGAGUUUAUAAGUGUGUUUAGAGAAUUGAUUGUCUUUAACUGUGUUACUGUUGAAACAAAUGAAUGAAUGAGAAGGGCAGAAUUAUUCCUAUUUGCUGUAACUCAUGGUAAGUGUAAGCCUGAACGCCGAGUGCAGAGCGCCAUCGUCUGAAGAUGGUCCUCGAGAGGAAUUCGCUGCCUUCGUGGAGUGGACUCUGGAGAGAAAAAACUCCAGACCCAGUGCACAGCCCACCAUCUCCUCGCAGUGUGGAGCAUCAGGCCGAGCCCGCCAAUGAUGGAGAGCCAAUCAGUGCAAUACAGAGCGACUGAGCGGAGGAUCGCCCCAGAAGUAGAGCCCAACCUGUCAGACCAGGUGUGUGAACAGGCUGCAACGCCCAUCGCAAGGGAGAAAGCCGUGGACGGUGAGAGCGUGGAGGGGAGCCCACUGCACCGUGGUUGAAGGUGAGCUGAUUGUACAUCUGGGACUGCUGGAUUUAGAAGGGGAUCCGAUUGACUGGGAAAAAGAUCUGUAGGUCGACUUGCCCCCUGUCCUCUCUCCUUCGUCCCCGCUGAUCUCUUCCAGCCCUGAAGGGGCUCCUGUUUCCCUGUCCAGCCUGGAGUGGGCUUUGAUCCCCGAGUGCAGGUCUGAGAGCCCGGAAGGCUCAUGAAUCCCAAACACCCGCCCGCUCCUGCCUCCUCCACCGCUGUUGUCUGCCAGCCCCUCUGCUCGCCCUCAGCCCGCAACUAUACAGUGUGAGUGUAGAAUCCCUCACCUCCGCCUCCAGCCUCCGAGGCCCAGAAUCCCCCUUGGCCAGUAGACCCAGCGGCUUCACCUCGGCUCCUAGCUCCCUCGCCUCCACCAUCACCCAUCGAUCCACCAGCUCCACCGGGCUCCCUCGUCCCUCUGGCUCCGACUUGGUCGGGCGUUGACCAUCGCCUCUGGACUCUGUUGGGCUCCUUCCUCCUGCCAGCUCCACCUUGGUCCUCAAUUGCUCCAGCUCCGCCGCAGAUCUCCAGAUCUCCGCCGGAGCCCUCGGCUCCACCCUGGCCCCCCGGAUCCUCUGCAUCCCCCUGGGACUUUGGCUCCCGCCAUUGGUUGGUCCCCUGGAGUCGACGGCCAUUCCUCCUCCAUGGAUCCUCCCUCUGUCGGCUCCACUGUGGGUCAACAUCAUGGCUGUGGCCUAGGUCCAGCUUGGCUUCUCCUGCUCCAAGCCCCUUCUGUCUCUUCCUGAGCCUUCUCCUAAGUUCCCACCCAUACCUCCUUCUGUUGUUUCUACAGUGCGAAGACUCACCUUCGGGUAAAGGGCGAAAUGUCAGACUUUUGGACCUGUUUCGCCCCCGUAGUUCUUCCUGUGUUUCCUUAUUUGGUUUUGUUCCUGUCCUUGUUCUGUGUUUUUAGUUUGAUUAGUCAUCCCAUUCACCUGCGUUUCCCCAAUCAUCCCCUGUAUUUAAGUCUUAGUCUGUGCAGUCUGUCUCGGUCGGGUCUACUUGUUAACUAUGUGUGUUGGCUCAAACGCCUAUUGUGGUUUAUCCCCUGUGUUUUCUUGAUUAAAGACAGUUCACGUUUA
Cyprinus carpio (common carp) is the source of this 4113-nucleotide messenger RNA. RefSeq names its product serine/threonine-protein phosphatase 2A 56 kDa regulatory subunit gamma isoform-like. Gene Ontology annotation, molecular function: protein phosphatase activator activity. Gene Ontology annotation, cellular component: cytosol; protein phosphatase type 2A complex; nucleus. The record is from RefSeq and is a predicted model, not a curated record. Gene Ontology annotation, biological process: protein dephosphorylation; signal transduction. NCBI's taxonomy places the organism in Eukaryota, Metazoa, Chordata, Actinopteri, Cypriniformes, Cyprinidae.